UGUCUCCAAUGUUAUCUUAGAUUUUUCUUUUUUAUCCUGAUUAUUGGAUUCAGGAUAAUGCAGAUGCUAUGAGGGCUCAGCUUGAUCAGCAGAAGGGCAUCGUUGAUAAUCUUGUCUCCAAUACAAGGCUUCUGGAAAGUAAGAUACAGGAAGCAAGGUCGAAGAAAGAUACCCUCAAAGCACGUGCGCAGUCUGCAAAGACUGCAACAAAAGUGAGUGAAAUGAUUGGGAAUGUAAACACAAGUAGUGCUCUUUCAGCUUUUGAAAAGAUGGAGGAAAAAGUGUUGGCUAUGGAGUCUCAAGCAGAGGCACUUAAUCAAUUGACAACCGAUGACCUUGAGGGGAAGUUUGCAUUGUUGGAGAGCUCUUCUGUAGAUGAUGAUCUAGCAACAUUGAAAAAAGAAUUAUCCGGGAGCUCAAAGAAAGGAGAGCUGCCACCAGGGAGAACUGCUGUGGCUUCGAACACAGGAUUUCCUUUUAGAGAUUCCGAGAUUGAGAAAGAGUUAAAUGAGCUGAGAAGAAAAGCAAAGGAGUUUUAGACCUGGCGUGACUCCUCAAGCAUAUCAUAUCCCUAGUGAAAAAGAAAACAGUGCAGAAACAGCCAAGCUUUGAAAUUGGUGAGAGAGGUGACUGCAAAAUCUUGUUUUCAUUUAAGCAUUGACCACUGCACACAGAUCCCUUCUUCAUGGUAAUAGACUUUGAGCGUGGGAAUUUAAAUUCUAAAGUGAAGUGAGGAAUUUUGUUUGGUUUUAACAAGAGAGUGGAAUAAUCCAAUGCCCAAGUCUUAUUAUUCAUCAA
Tripterygium wilfordii is the source of this 798-nucleotide messenger RNA. RefSeq names its product membrane-associated 30 kDa protein, chloroplastic-like. The record is from RefSeq and is a predicted model, not a curated record. The coding region runs from base 69 to 539 and encodes 156 amino acids. The transcript is spliced from 6 exons. NCBI's taxonomy places the organism in Eukaryota, Viridiplantae, Streptophyta, Magnoliopsida, Celastrales, Celastraceae.